This is a messenger RNA of Gracilinanus agilis (Agile Gracile Mouse Opossum), 3777 nucleotides long. RefSeq names its product RUN and SH3 domain containing 1 (gene RUSC1). The record is from RefSeq and is a predicted model, not a curated record. Gene Ontology annotation, molecular function: protein binding. Gene Ontology annotation, cellular component: cytoplasmic vesicle. Bases 21 to 3239 code for a protein of 1072 amino acids. The transcript is spliced from 10 exons. Lineage: Eukaryota; Metazoa; Chordata; Mammalia; Didelphimorphia; Didelphidae.
CCCAUUCUCCCCUUGGCACCAUGCUUUCCCCACAAAGGGCUUUGCUCUGUAACCUUAAUCAUAUCCACCUUCAGCAUGUUUCUCUGGGUCUGCACCUGUCCCGACGUCCAGAGCUCAGAGAAGGGCCCCUGAGCACUCCACCACCUCCUGGAGACACAGGGGGCAAAGAGAGUGGAGUACCCUGUAGUGGAACCUUGGUGGAUGCCAACUCCAACAGCCCUGCAGUUCCCUGCCGUUGUUGCAGGGAGCAUGGUCCAGAACUGGAGAACCGACCAGGGGAAACAGAGGAGGAAGAAGAGGGGGUGGUAUCCCCCUCAGACCCUGGCUGCUCAUCUUCACUCAGCACCUGUUCAGACCUCACUCCUGAUGAAUCCCCUGUCUCUGUCUAUUCUCGGGAUUUCCCUCCAGAGGAAACCAACCCCCAGCCUAGCAUUAUCCCUCUGGAUGAAGGCUCUCCCCUAACCACAGAAGGUCCUGACUGUAGUCCAGACAGCUUUUGCUGUUCUCCAGAUUCUUGUUCUGGAGCUUCUUCCCCUUCUGUCACUGGCCUAGACUCCAACUGCAAUGCUUUGCCCAGCUUCCAGGAUCAUCACUCCUCAGUACCAAGGGAAGAGGAAGAGAGAAGAGAGCUUGAGCUGGCCUUGGAGACAGACAAUGGGAAAAUUGAUGCUAGUGGGAAAAAUGGAUCCAGUUGGAAAGUCAUUCCCAGUUGUAAGGUUGACCCUGGUAACACUGACUCUGGCUGGAAAACUGACUCUGGUUGGCAACUCAAUGGGAAUUCAGACUCUACCACCUGGAAAACUAGUGCCGAGAAUACUGAUUCUAAUUGGAAACUCACCGAGAAGAAUACAGAUUCUGGCUGGAAAAUUGGCUCUGGAUAUACUGAGUCCUCUUGGAAACCUAGCACUGGGAAUACUGAAUCUGCCUGGAAACUCACUGAGAAUACUGACUCAGGCAUCACUGAUUCCACUUGGAAAACUAGCACUGAGAAUCCCGACUCUAGCUGGAAAGCCAAUGCUGGGAAAAUUGAAGGUGACGUCAGUGGAGAACCUGUGCCCCACCGGACAAUCACAUCCUUCCAUGAGCUGGCCCAGAAGCGGAAACGGGGCUCAGGGCUUCUUCUUCCCCCACAAGCCAAGAAGGACAGGAGUGACUGGUUAAUCAUCUUCUCCCCAGACACAGAACUGCCUCCCAGUGGGGCUCUGAAUGGCUCCCCUGCCCCUCCCCGGGAGGUCACCACCUUCAAGGAGCUUCGCUCCAGAAACCGGGGCCCACCUCCCCCAGUGCCACCCAGGGACCCCCCAGCUGGCUGGGCCUUGGUCCCACCGAGGCCUCCACCUCCACCAGUCCCACCCCGAAGGAAGAAGACCCGCUUGGGGCUGCAGCCUAUUGCUGAAGGGAGGCCUGGGGAUCUUAGGCCUGAGAGCCCAGUGGCAGCUGAUGAUGUUCCUAUAGGGAAGGAACCAGCCCGGCCCAGGGAGGCUCCUGACAUAGAGGCUGGCCCCCUCCUCCUCCCUCGGCCCUUGGUUUUUCGGUUCUCGGCCGACGGUCGUCCCCUCUUGGAGGGCGCGGGAGCGGGGGGAGCCGGCUCCCUGCUCUUGGCCCCACUGGCUGGGUGGCCCGGCCCGGGGCUGCGACUGCUUGGGGGGCCGAGCCCCACGGAAGAGCAGCUGCUGCCUGUCCGCCUGUCCCCCGUAGGGGCUUAUUCGCCCCCAGCCCGGGGGGCCCUGCCCUGCCUGGCCAGCCCUGAGCUGGCGCUGUUGCUGUCCCCGCUCUUCCCCAGAAGCAGCACCUUUCCCUCCGCGGUUCCCCCACCCCGCCAGGUAGCCGCCCCCCUGCCGCCACCGCCACAGCCGAAGGCCCCGCGCAGACCCUGGAGCCCGCCACCGCCGCCUAGGCUACUCCGGAGUUCCUGGUCUUUUGCUGGUGUGCCUGGGGCCCAGUGCCUGUGGAUGGCAGAAGCCAAGCAGGGAUCUGGCCAGCUGCAAGAGGAAAAGAAAGGCCUUCUGAUUGCUGUCAGCGCCUCAGUGGACAAAAUCAUCUCCCAUUUUGGGGCAGCCAGGAACCUGGUACAAAAGGCCCAGCUGGGCGAUAGCCGGUUGAGCCCUGAUGUGGGACAUCUGGUGCUGACCACGCUGUGCCCUGCCCUCCACGCCUUGGUGGCCGAUGGCCUGAAGCCGUUUAGAAAGGAUCUCAUCACUGGGCAGAGAAGGAGCAGCCCUUGGAGUGUUGUGGAAGCAUCUGUGAAACCUGCUUCCUGCACCCACUCCCUGGGAAACCUGUAUAAUCAGGUCAGCCGCCUGAGCCCUCUCAGCAGCAGCCGAAGCCGGUUCCAUGCCUUCAUCCUCGGCCUCCUCAACACAAAACAGCUGGAGUUAUGGUUUUCCAACCUCCAAGAGGAUACAGGCCUCCUGUCCCUACUGUACCUGCCUACAGCCUUCUUUUCUCUGGCCCGAGGAGGCUGCCCCUCCCUGUCCACAGAGCUGUUGCUUCUGCUCCAGCCUCUGUCCGUCCUCACCUUCCACCUGGAUCUCCUCUUUGAGCACCACCAUCAUCUGCCGCUGGGCCCACCCCAGCCCCCGGCCCCUCCGGGCCCACCGCCAGCCCUGCAGCAGACAGUCCAGGCUGUGUUGGGCUGGGGGGAAAGGCUGGCUCAGAGCCUCCGGGGAGGGCCGGGCGAGGCUCCACGAGGUCCCUCUCCAUCCAGUGGCUGGUGGGAGCAGCUGACCCAGGCUUCCCGGGUCUAUGCCUCAGGAGGGUCAGAGGGCUUCCCUCUUCCCCGAUGGGGUUCCCGGAAGCAGGCUGUGCCCCCUGAGAGUACCAAGGAGAGUCGGCCGUCGGGAGAGGAGCCAGGCCAGGCCAGAGGCGUAUGGCUAGGAAGACUGUUCGGGGUUCCAGCAGGGACAAUGGAGACCGAUGGUGGUGGGCCGAUAAAAUCCAGGAGACCCUCCAGCUGGCUGCCCCCUGCAGUGAGCAUGCUGGCCUUGGUGAGGAAGGGCGGCCCCCCGGAGCCAUCGUCCCCUCCAGAAGAGCUUGAGGCCCCGGCCCCCAGGGAGUUCCCGACACAGAGGGCGGUCCGAGCCCUCUGUGACCACACGGCCGCUGCGCCUGAUCAGCUGAGCUUCCGGCGAGGAGAAGUGCUUCGGGUCGUUUCCACCGUGGAUGAGGACUGGCUCCGAUGCGGGCGAGAGGGGGCUGAGGGGCUGGUGCCCGUGGGCUAUACUUCCCUCAUUCUCUAGCCUCAGGACCCUUCCUCCCUUCCUUUCUUGGGUAUGUGCCACCCCUCCUGUCACCUGGAAAUGGAAGGGCUCUGGAGCAUCCUGCCCCUCAUGUAAAAUGAAGCUUAGCUGAAGCAUUUUCCCAUCUGUAAAAUGGAAUUAUUCUCCCUGCCUCACUCAUAUUUAAUAUGGAACCUCCCUGCCUUCCUAUCCUCUCUGUAAAUUGCCUUCCACCCCUGAUCUGUAAAGUGGAACUUGUUCUUUUGCCCAGGCCCUCCCGUAUGUAAUAUGGAACUGCACUCUUCCCCCACCCCAUCUGUAAAGUGGAAAUCCUGACUUUGUCCUCAUCUAUGGGUAAACUACCAAUAUACUCACCCCGAUCCCACUUUCCCCACCCACCUGGGUGGAUGGAAUCUCGGACUGUACCUACCCCUUCCUUGGUCUGUAUUUAUUGAGCAAUCAUGAACUUACAUGCUGUAUGUAGCACGGACCUCAUUAGUGGGGGGCCCUUGGAGGCUGCCCCUCCUAAGUCAGAAUCCCAAUAAAGUGUGGGAGCCGA